UGUGAAUAAACUGUUACCACAGAAUUAAUACAAACCUGUGAUUUGCAGCUGCACUAUCGUCACAGCUGCUGUUAUAGAAGAUUAAUCAAUACCUUCUGAGCAAUCACAAUCCAGAAUUUAAAAAGCGCUAUGGUAAAUAUGUAAUAAGAUAGGUGUCGUUAAGUAAGUUAGGGCAUGAGUAGUUUCAGGUCAGAGCAGUGUGUCAGUUCUUUAAGGGUAAAAUCUGCCAACCUGCUUCAUCCAAAUGGCCACUCCCUUGUCACACACCCAUACACAAACACCCACACACACACACACACACACACACACACAGAGUCAGAACCAAAGUCUCUAUCUGUUUAUAGCAAUUGAAGGACGGGAGAACAUCACAAUGCGGGUUGGACAGAAUUUCUGUCUGUUUUCCCUUAUUAUCACCGGUUCACUCCUCGGGUUCAUUUACUUCAACUACACAUCCACUUGGUUCAGUGAUGUGUUGGAGUGCAGAGUGAAUUUGGAAACAAAACAGCAUGUUAAUAUGGACUUAAUCUUUCCUGCAGGGAUUGCAUACACUCAGCCCAGUGUGAGCAGUAGUCGGCCAGAUGUUGCCACGAUGACGCAAUGGUUAGCUCCAAUUGUGUGGGAGGGUACAUUUGAUUUGACGGUGAUUGACGGCAUCUACAAACGACAGAACAUCACUGUGGCAACCACCGUCUUCGCUCUGGGGAAGUAUGUGCGUUUCCUGAAGGACUUCCUAGAGUCGGCGGAGCAGCACUUCAUGGUGGGCUACCGAGUGCAUUAUUACCUGUUUACAGAUCGCCCGGACGAAGUUCCCGUGGUAACACUGGGGGAGGGGCGUCAGUUGACCGUGAUAAAAACAGCAACCUCAAACCGCUGGCAGGAAAUCUCGCUACGCAGGAUGGAGUUGAUUGAGAAGCUCAUUGAAGAGGAACUCACCAACAAGGCAGACUACAUAUUCAGCCUCGACGUCGACUCCAAAUUCUAUGCUCACUGGGGGGCGGAGUCUCUGGGCGAUCUUGUUGGUGCGCUGCAUGCCUGGUUUUUUGGAACAUCUCGGGAACAGUUCACGUACGAGAGGCGUCCUGAAUCUCAGGCCUUCAUACCUUUAGAAGAAGGAGACUACUACUACAUAGGGGCCGUGAUUGGAGGACGCCUCGACAAAGUGCUCAAGCUGGCGAAGACGUGCCGCAUGCAGCUGGAAGUGGACCGAGCAAAUCAAAUCGAAGCGGCAUGGCAGGAAGAGUCUCAUCUGAACAAGUACUUCCUGUACAACAAACCGACCAAGGUGCUCUCACCUGAAUACGUGUGGGAUGACAUAAAAGGGAAACCCAGCUACAUGAAAGUGGUGCGUUUCUCACAGGUGGUCAAAAACUAUGCUGAGGUUCGACCCAACCCUUAAUGCACACUGUACCUUAGCUCAUGUUAUGUGUUUUUCCACAUACCUUUACCUCCAUUUUAACUGCAAUGGGUUUCUCAGAAAAUAUAAAUGAGCAAAGGUCUCUAUCACCACCAUCUCUCAGGUUUGAACCAUAGACCACACCAGGCUCCUCUACCAACUCAAGACCUUUGUUCACAAAAUUUACAGUUAGACACAAAUUAGCAUUAUAGAAAUGUUAACAUUCCUAAAACAGAACAUUAGUUGAAGAAAACAUCUAUCAACACUCAUGGAACCAAAAUUUCCUAAAACAAUCAGGGAAUGUUUGCUUUUGUGUGUUUUCCUGGGUUUUUGGGUCAUGGUUUUAUGUUUGUAAGUGAAACUUUAUUACACAAAAUAGGUUACUCAAUAAAGAAAAUUAUUAAAGGAAA
Messenger RNA from Pangasianodon hypophthalmus (striped catfish), 1803 nucleotides. Its product is annotated as histo-blood group ABO system transferase 2-like. Gene Ontology annotation, biological process: carbohydrate metabolic process. The coding region runs from base 245 to 1396 and encodes 383 amino acids. Gene Ontology annotation, cellular component: membrane; Golgi apparatus; vesicle. NCBI's taxonomy places the organism in Eukaryota, Metazoa, Chordata, Actinopteri, Siluriformes, Pangasiidae. The record is from RefSeq and is a predicted model, not a curated record. Gene Ontology annotation, molecular function: hexosyltransferase activity. The transcript has 7 exons.